Messenger RNA from Strigops habroptila (Kakapo), 534 nucleotides. Its product is annotated as geranylgeranyl transferase type-1 subunit beta-like. Gene Ontology annotation, cellular component: CAAX-protein geranylgeranyltransferase complex. The record is from RefSeq and is a predicted model, not a curated record. Gene Ontology annotation, biological process: protein geranylgeranylation. Gene Ontology annotation, molecular function: CAAX-protein geranylgeranyltransferase activity. NCBI's taxonomy places the organism in Eukaryota, Metazoa, Chordata, Aves, Psittaciformes, Psittacidae.
AUGUAUAAUGAAAGAAACCUUUCUUUCAGUUUCUGUGCUGUGCUGGAAGGAAGUGAGAAUGAUAUGAGGUUUGUGUACUGGGCUUCCUUCUGCUACAUGCUCGAUAACUGGUCAGGCAUGGAUACAAAAAAAGCAGUAGACUACAUUAGAAGCAGCAUGUCUUAUGAUAAUGGCCUGGCACAAGGAGCUGGACAGGAAUCUCAUGGCGGCUCUACAUUUUGUGGUAUUGCAUCACUGUGUUUGAUGGGUAAAUCGGAGGAAGUUUUUUCAGAAAAAGAACUGAACAGGAUAGAAAGGUGGUGUAUAAUGAGACAACAGAAUGACUACCAUGGACAACCCAACAAACCUGUGGACACUUGCUAUUCCUUUUGGGUGGGAGCAACUUUGAAGCUCUUGAACAUAUGCCAAUACACAAAUUUUGAGAGAAACCGAAAUUACAUCCUGUCAACUCAAGAUUGUCUUGGUGGUGGAUUUGCCAAGUGGCCAGAUAGCCAUCCAGGUAAAUUUAGUUCUCAAAAUUAUGGUAUCUUUUAA